CGUGUGACCCUGGGGAACAGGCUUUUUUUUUGCAGUACUAGAAUAAAGUGUAAUUGCGCAUCUUCCCAGCAGGGGGCAGUGGCGCUCUCAUUGUUACUUCUGUGACGUUUGCGACAGUGCAACGUUUUACGACUUACAAGACAAGUUAGGACAGUCACGGUGGGGAGGGGGGGGCGCGAAUAGUUUUCUUCUUGCUAGGGGGGGGCGUAACAGAAAAUAAUUGAGAAGCACUGGUUUAACCGGAGGCAAAUCCGGAGGGGUCCACUGCACCGAUGUGACCAAUGCUAGCCGGACCAUGUUGUUCAAUAUUCACACGAUGGACUGGGACCCGGAGCUGUGCAAAUAUUUUGGUAUCCCAAUGGAGAUUCUGCCCCGAGUGAGAAGUUCCUCUGAAAUCUACGGCCUCAUGUGUCUUGGCCAUCAGUCGGCAGCGCUGGUUGGGCAGAUGUGCUUCCAGGACGGGCAAGCCAAAAACACGUAUGGAACAGGCUGCUUUUUGCUACGCAACACUGGCCCCAAGCCUGUCAUGUCCGAGCACGGGCUUCUCACCACCGUGGCUUACAAACUGGGUCGAGACAAACCCGCCUGCUACGCCUUAGAGGGUUCCGUGGCCAUCGCGGGAGCCGUGGUCCGUUGGCUGCAGGAUAAUCUCGGCAUCAUCGAGUCGUCCGAGGAGCUCGAGAAACUGGCCGCAUCGGUUGGGACAUCCUACGGUUGUUAUUUCGUUCCUGCUUUCUCGGGCCUUUACGCGCCGUACUGGGAGCCCAGUGCGAGAGGGGUCAUUUGCGGCUUAACCCGGUUUACAAAUAAGAGUCACCUCGCUUUCGCCGCCUUGGAAGCGGUCUGCUUCCAGACACGAGAGAUUCUGGACGCCAUGAAUCAGGACAGCGGCAUCCCACUCACCCAGCUGCAGGUGGACGGGGGUAUGACGUCCAACAGGUUGCUGAUGCAGCUACAGGCCGACAUACUCUGCAUCCCCGUCGUGAAACCAUCCAUGCCGGAGACCACCGCUCUGGGCGCAGCGAUGGCGGCCGGCGCAGCGGAGGGCGUGAGCGUGUGGAGUUUGAACCCGGACGACUUGAGCGAAGUCACGUCGGAGAAGUUUGAGCCUCAGAUCAACCCCGAAGAAAGCGAGUUUCGCUAUGCCCGCUGGAAGAAAGCCGUUCAGAAGUCAAUGAACUGGGAGACCACCGAGCUUCCCACCAAUGGAAAUGGUGAAUGCAGCAUCUUCUGCAGUGCCCCGCUGGGCUUCUACAUCAUGGGCAGCAUGCUGAUGCUCAUUGGAGCCAAUUACAUUGCAGGGCACAACUAGUCUCCUGGCAGCCAGCGAGGACAAAGACCUACUGUUGAUUAAAAAAAAAAAAGAAGGCAACAUCUUGAAAUAGUCGACUGUAAAAAUAUGUAACCUAAAAUAAAUCAGUAUGAAAAAGGUCAGUCUAAAAAAUUUACGAUGGAAAAAAAAAUUCAACUGGAAAAAAAAAAUCAGCUAAAAAUUGCCCACCAAAAAAUCAGCUAAAAGAAAUCUGCAAAAAACAAACAAAUCUGAAACAUCUGGGUACUGUAUUAAAUGUCACUUUUCAGCAUCAAAAUUCAAUGUAAAAAAAAAAGUCAACAUCUUGAAAUGGUCAACUGUAAAAAUAUUUAACCUAAAAGAAAUUAGUGCAAAAAAAGUCAGUCUAAAAAAACUUAGAAUGAAAAAAAAAUUAAAUUGGAAAAAAAAAAUCUGCUAAAAAUUGCCCGCCAAAAAAUCUGCUAAAAAAAAUCCGCAAAAAAAAAUGAAACAUCUGGAUACUGUAUUAAAUGUCACUUUUCAGCAUCAAAAUUCAAUGUAAAAAAAAAAAAGUCAACAUCUUGAAAUGGUCAACUGUAAAAAUAUUUAACCUAAAAGAAAUUAGUGCAAAAAAAGUCAGUCUAAAAAAAUUCGCAAUGAAAAAAAAAUUAAACUGGAAAAAAAAAUCAACAAAAAAUUGCCUGCCAAAAAAUCUGCUAAAAAAUGUGCCUGCAAAAAAAAGAAAAAAAUCUGCAAAAAGAAACAAAUCUGCAAAAAAAUAAAUAAAAUCAUCUGUAUUAAAUGUCACUUUUGUAAAAGUUGUGGGACUUCAAGCAAAGUUUCUCCAAACACAGGUAGAAAAUUCUCCCCAAGUCAUGUCUAGGGCUGACCUCCAGAAAAGGAAACGUUUGCUGGAUGAAAUCCCUGUAAGUCCACCGAAGAUCCCUCCUUGCGCCUACCAGCCUGGUCCUGAGCCACCCCCUCCCCAGGAGUAUCAGCUCACAUUAUUUCAGUGGCAAAUCCAACAAGAAGCGCGCAAGUUUGAAGGAGUCGCUCCCGAGUUGCUGAGCAAACAAGAUGCCGACGGUGACACAUGUCUUCACAUAGCUGUGGCCCAAGGCAGAAGAGCUCUGGCCUACAUGCUUGCUUCCAAGAUGGCCGUCCGUCUACGGUGCUUUAGAGGUGAAAGAGCACAAUGGGCAGACGCCGCUUCAGGUGGCCGCGGCAGCCAAUCAGCACCUCAUCGUAGGUGACCUGCUAGAGCACGGAGCAAACUUGCAGACUUGUGGGGGCGCUCCCCUCUGCACAUUUGCGCUGAGAAAGGAUUCCACCUCUGUCUUCAGAAUUAAAGUACCAGAUGAUUAUGGAUGCACCCAAGCAAAGCCAAGUAGGUGUUGGACCUGGCGUUCAAAUGCAAAGAAACAUGGGAGACUAUGCCGAGGUUCACGGACCCUACAGAGCCAAUCGCGGGUAUUCAGCCUCGCUGCAGCCUCUCCAAGUCCACAACGGUCUGUCUAAUCCACCGCGUGCGUCCACCCUGAGGGAAUGUGAGCUCAUCAUCCGUCAGCUGUACAACACCAACAGUUUACAGUCCCAGCAAAUUGUGCGCUACAAGGAGUUGCUGAAAGAUAUUGGGCUCAACAAGAGAAUCACCCCCGAAAACUACAACCUGACCAAAGCCUUCCUUGCGGAUGAUAUUUGCAAAUUCUCUGACAACACAUUUCCGAAACUGGAUCUGAAAACAGAAAAAACGACCGCCGUUGGCCUCCCGGCGCUCACGCAGGGCCUCAACUCAUCUGUGGCGGAGCGCCAGAGACGGAAUCGCGCCGUGCACAGAAGCCACGUCAAGGGCACGGUGCGAUGAGAUGAUCCAGAUGCUCACCUCUCACCUGCAACUACGGGGACAUGCAAAGUCAGUGUCCGUGUGAUGUCACAGAUCAAACAGCCAAUCAAAAAGCCGUGGAAGAACCGAGAGAAAUCUUUUCGCUGGGUAGAAGCUUGUAAACGGCAGAGAUUUACAGUACCUAAUGUCACCAAAGACACAUAUAUAUAUAUAUAUCAUUGUCAAUUAUUCUCAAAGCAUCCCCUGAUCUUAAGCCCCCCAAAAGAGCUACGAAAAACUCCCAAAAACCCUACUAAAAAAAAUCAUUUUAUUUAAUCGUAUUUAUAUAUUUAUCAUAAAUGUAUCAUUUAUUCAUAUUACCUUACCAUACUACCAUAUAACCCUAACCCUAAAUAUUUCUGACACGUCACCGGUCCGUAGUUUUCCAUUCACUUGUGAGUUACUCCAUCAUACCAUAUUCAUCCCGGGUAUUGAGAGCCAGGCUUCCUUAGUGGAGUUGUUGGUCCUCUGGGAUCUCACCCCCAGCAACACGGGUUUCAAUUUUGGUGGGGCCUAAAAAAAUUAUUAUGCCCUGCAUUUGACUAGGGGUGUAACGAUACAUCGAUACGCAUCGAUUAAUCGAUCGUAGAGCACUAGAUCGCGAUACAUCGUGAAUGAACCGCAGCAGGCUUUAAGAUAUCGGCAAAUAUCGUAUCGUAGUUCUUUAUAUCGAUAUUAUAUCGUAGCGUGAAAAAACGCGCGAUUUACACCCCUACAUUUGACCCAUCCCCAUGUGAUCGAGGCUUCCGUAGUGUGGUGGUUUGUCUUCAGGGCUUUCACUCCAGCGACAUGGGUUUGAGUCUGGGUCCAGCCUAAAAAAUAAAUUUGCAACACAGUUGAUCGUGUAUUUCCCCAUUUAACCAUCCACCUCCCUGAAGCUUAGGGUUGGGUUUAGAGCUAAGGUUAGGUUUAGAGCUAGUGUUUGGGUUAGCGUUAGAGCUAGGGUUAGCGUUAGAGCUAGGGUUAAGGUAAGCGUUAGAGCUAGGGUUAGAACUAGAGCUAGCGUUAGGAUUAGAGGGUUAGGGUUAGGAUUAGGGUUAGAGCUAGGUUUAGGGUUUGGGCUAGGGUUAGGGUUAAGGUUAGGGUUAGGGUUAGCAGACCCCGAGCAGGGGUCGGGAACCUUUUUGACUAAGAGAGCCAUGAAAGCAAAAAAUUGGGAAAUUUAUUUCAGUGAGAGCCAUAUAUUUUAAAAGUGAAUUCAACUAAAUGUCAGUAUAAUAAGCCUCUUGAAUUUAUUCUUUUAAAUAAUGUUGUUAUAACACUCAUCAUUACAGAACAGUUCUUGCCGACAGAGGCAUGUCUUGUAUCCGUUUCAUUAUCUUGUCUUCAAAGUCCGCUUUAUUGUCAAUCUCUUCACAUGUCAAGACAGACAAAGAAAUCGAAAUUACAUUUUCUCUAUCCCACGGUGACGAGACAUAUUACACGAUAGACAUACAAGUAAACGACACAAUACAAAAACAAGAAGGCACAAACAUUAAAUAAUAAGAAUGUUGAAUAAAUAAUAAAUAAACAGAUAACACAAUAAAUAAGAGGAGCAAAACGGAGCCAGUGUGCAUACAGCAGACAGUAAGCGUAGCGCAAACGUACAGGACGCUUUGUUCGGAAGAUCAUGAAAAAAUUCAUUGGCUACAUCCAGCAUGAACGUUUUAGCAUACUCGCCAAUAUUUCAUUUUAUCUGCGAGCCAUAUGCAAUCAUCAAAAGAGCCACAUCUGGCUCGCGAGCCAUAGGUUCCCGACCCCUGGGUUAGUGCUAGGGUUAGCUCGCCAUUUUCUCGACUCGUACUCGCACUCUUAGGGUUAGCUCUAAGCCUUACCCUAACCCUAGCUCUAACCCUAACCCUAGCCACAGCUCUAACCCUAACACUAGCUCUAAACCUAACCCUAGCUCUUAACCUAACCCUAAGCUUUAGGGAGGUGUGCCGUUUUUUUCCGUGUAUAGUGCGCCCCCGUGUGUAGUACGCACCCCUAAAAAUGGCAUGCUGAUGCUGGAAAAAAGCUUGUACCCAUGUACAAUUUUUUUUUUAAUUUUUUUUUUUUUUUUUAAGUCCCAAUGAUCGUCACACACGCAGGGAGGCAAUGGGUCCCAUUUUUAGUCUUUGGUAUGGUCUUAACUAGGCUGGAUGUCAUUUUUUUUGUUGCCGUUGAUUUCUCCGACUGCCCGUAAACGCACCACCGCGUCUGAUACGAGAGCAUUGCGGUCGCAUGGAGCGUGUUUGAAGUGAACAGCAGAGAAGAAAGGAACAAGGCAAAGUGUUGUGAAAUAAAAUAUUACCUGUAAUACGGAUUUAGGUAGAGAACUGAACUCUCGCUCUUUAUAUAGCUGACGUGUCUUGCGCAUCCGUUCUGGGCAUCUGUAGUGGCGGCCUCCGUAUGAUAUCCGGUUUGCGGUGACAGAGCCGUCGCUGAAAUUUAGAAGAUAUUUUUAAAGUCCUGAUCUAAAAUUUAAGUGGACCUCAGUGCGCACUGCGCAGGGAGCUUCAUUUGGUGCGGUCGCGCAACCGCAGCGCGCCGGGCGUUCACUGUCGCAUUGCUUAAAGAGCGAGCGCCUUUGUGUUUUAGGAUGAACAGCAGAGACCAAAGGAACAAGGCAAAGUGUUGUGAAAUAAAAUAUUACCUGUAAUACGCAUUUUGUUAUUUGCUGAUUGAAACUGCUAAUUAAACUGUGAAUUGAAACUAAUAGGAAGAAAACAACUCUCGCUCUUUAUAUAGCUGACGUGUCUUGCGCAUCCGUUCUGUGCAUUUUAUUUCACAACACUUUGCCUUUCUUCUCUGCUGUUCACUUCAGACACUCUCGUAUCAGACAAGGCUUGCUCGAUCACCUUGGGGGGCGCGGUGCUAUUCCUGGGGGGGGCGCGUGUGACCCUGGGGAACAGGCUUUUUUUUUGGCAGUACUAGAAGAAAGUGUAAUUGCGCGUUUACUACAGCAGGGGGCAGUGGCGCUCUCAUUGUUACUUCUGUGACGUUUGCGACAGUGCAACAUUUUACGACUUACAAGACAAGUUAGGAUAGUCACGGUGGGGAGGGGGGGCGCGAAUAGUUUUCUUCUUGCUAGGGGGGGGGGGCGUAACAGAAAAUAAUUGAGAAGCACUGGUUUACGGGCAGUCGGAGAAAUCAACGCCAACAAAAAAAAUUACAUCCAGCCUAGUUAAGACCAUACCAAAGACUAUAAGAAUGGGACCCAUUGCCUCCCUACGUGUGUGACGAGCAUUGGGACUUAAAAAAAAAAAAAAAAAAAAAAAUGAAAAAAUUUUUUGUACCCAUGUAUAAUGCGCACCCCAGAUUUGAGGACAAUAAAUUAGUUAAAUUUUGCGCACUAUACACGGAAAAAAACACUAUGGUUAGUUAUAUGGGGCACGAGCCACUAGUGUUGCAAGUUUAUUUUUUCGGCCACACCCAGAUUCAAACCUGUGUCGCUGGGGUGAGAGCCCAGAGGACUAACCACUCCACUACGGAGGCCUCGAUCACAUGGGGAUGGGUCAAAUGCAGGGCAUAAUAAUUUUUUGGGGCCCCACCAAACUUGAAACCCGUGUUGCUGGGGGUGAGAGCCCAGAGGACCAACAACUCCACUAAGGAAGCCUGGCUCUCAAUACCCGGAAUGAAUAUGGUUUGAUGGAGUAACUCACAAGCGAAUGGUCAACCUUUAUUUACGCCAGGGAAAAAUCAUGGCCAAAGCUUAAUUGAAAGUGAAAAGUGCCACACCCGCCCUCACCCCCACUUUCUGUUUGAUCUGUGAUGUCACACGGACACUCCUUUAGGUACGUCGCCAUUUUCAAGCGUACCUAAAAACACGUCAGUUCAUUAGAGAAAAAUGAUGGCCAAAGCUGAACUGAAAGUGAAAAGUGCCACACCCGCCCUCACCUGUUGCUGUAACGUCACACAGUUAACCAAAUGUCCAAUUUUUGCUAUUUAAAAACUACUACAAGUGUUACAAAAUCAAGAUCACCCAAAGAGAAGCAUCAUCUCCCCGUUGUUGCAUCCCUUCAUGUAUAUAAGUUAGCCGUGCAUUAAAGAAGUGUUGUUUCAGUGA
Messenger RNA from Syngnathus typhle (broad-nosed pipefish), 7179 nucleotides. Its product is annotated as glycerol kinase-like. Lineage: Eukaryota; Metazoa; Chordata; Actinopteri; Syngnathiformes; Syngnathidae. Gene Ontology annotation, cellular component: mitochondrion. The record is from RefSeq and is a predicted model, not a curated record. Gene Ontology annotation, molecular function: glycerol kinase activity. Bases 296 to 1312 code for a protein of 338 amino acids. The transcript is spliced from 20 exons. Gene Ontology annotation, biological process: glycerol metabolic process; glycerol-3-phosphate biosynthetic process; triglyceride metabolic process.